Messenger RNA from Morchella sextelata, 861 nucleotides. RefSeq lists its product as uncharacterized. The record is from RefSeq and is a predicted model, not a curated record. Gene Ontology annotation, molecular function: nucleic acid binding. Bases 1 to 861 code for a protein of 286 amino acids. The transcript has a single exon. Gene Ontology annotation, biological process: DNA integration. Lineage: Eukaryota; Fungi; Ascomycota; Pezizomycetes; Pezizales; Morchellaceae.
AUGAGUCUCCUCAAUGUGAAGCUGAAGAUGUCCACAUCUUUCCACCCCCAAACGGACGGUCAAACAGAAAGAGUUAAUCAGACCCUGGAACAUUACUUGCGGAGUUAUUGUUCAUAUCAACAGGAUGACUGGGCAGAACUCUUGCCUUUGGCAGAGUAUGCUUAUAACUCGGCGGUCUCUGAGUCUACCAAAGUAUCGGCUUUUUAUGCCAACUAUGGAUAUGAACCCAGGACCAACUGGCCGGCCCCAAAGGAAGGAGUAGAAUGGAAUAAUCCAGUGAGCGAGGUCAUGAUAUCUCAAUGGGAAUCUAUCUGGCAGGCUAUGAAUGCCAGCUUGGGUAAAGCUAGAUUAAGAAUGGCCCGGUGGUAUGAUGCUCAUGCCCUGGCACCGCCUGAAAUCAAGCCCGGAGAUGAAGUUAUGUUGGACCGGCGCAAUGUGCAAACAAAGCGGCCUUUGGGAAAAUUGGAUCAGAAGAAGAUGGGACCUUUUAAGGUCUUAGAAGCUAUUGGUACCCGUGCCUACAAGCUCUCUCUUCCCCCCCAAAUGGGAAUCCACCCCGUCUUUCAUGUCUCUCUUCUGGUACCGUAUCGAGCACCGGUACAUCCUGAGAGAAGAGUUCCUGUACCGGAGCCCGAAGAGAUUGAAGGAGAACAGAACUGGGUUGUCCGAGAGGUAGCUGAUAGCCGGGUCAAUAAGAAAAGGAGACGAGUGGAAUACCUAGUGCUGUGGGAAGAUUAUGAAAACGAGGAUGCUACAUGGGAACCUUGGGAGCAUCUCAAGAAGAGUGCUGAAGAAGCCCUUCGGGAUUUCCAUAUGAGGUAUCCUAAAAAACCCAAAGACAAGCGGAUUGUUGGGGUGUAG